ACGCACGUCGGAUGCAGUGUGAAUCUAGCAAGUGUCGCAGAAAAUGCCGUGUUGGUCGCUUUCAGUUUUUCGAUGGUUAGCUGUUAUAGUUGUCAGUUAAGUGUGUUUUACCGGAAUAAUAGGAUAAUAUAAUUGAAAUCAUGCUCGGACGUUUACCUGCGUGCGUCAUUGACGUAGGUACUGGAUAUACAAAAUUGGGAUUUGCUGGCAACAAAGAACCUCAGCUGACUAUACCCUCAGCAAUCGCUAUUAAAGAAACAGCUAAAGUAGGUGACAAUAAUGCAAGAAGAAUUACUAAAGGUGUUGAAGAUCUGGAUGCUUAUAUCGGAGAUGAAGCUUUUGAAGCUACCGGAUAUUCAGUUAAAUAUCCUGUGAGGCAUGGGCUGGUAGAAGAUUGGGAUUUAAUGGAGAAGUUUCUGCAACAAUGUAUUUUCAAGUACCUCAGAUCGGAACCUGAAGAUCAUUACUUUCUGUUAACAGAACCACCCCUAAAUACUCCAGAAAAUCGAGAAUACACAGCAGAAAUUAUGUUUGAGUCCUUUAAUGUACCAGGACUUUAUAUAGCUGUACAAGCUGUUCUUGCAUUAGCUGCUUCAUGGACUGCCAAAAAUGUAGAAGAUCGUACUUUGACAGGUGUUGUUGUUGAUAGUGGAGAUGGUGUAACUCAUGUAAUUCCAGUAGCAGAAGGUUUUGUUAUAGGGAGUUGCAUAAAACACAUUCCUAUCGCGGGACGUGAUAUUACUUAUUUCAUACAAAGUCUAUUGAGGGAACGAGAGAUUGGAAUACCACCUGAGCAAUCAUUAGAAACUGCCAAAGCAAUCAAAGAGAAAUAUUGUUACAUAUGUCCAGAUAUAUCGAAAGAAUUUGCCAAAUAUGAUAGUGAUCCCACAAAAAUUAAAAAAUACGAAGGUGUUAAUAGUAUCACCAAGCAACCUUUUGCUGUAGAUGUUGGAUAUGAAAGGUUUCUUGGGCCGGAAAUAUUCUUUCACCCUGAAUUUUCCAAUCCGGAUUUUACGACGCCGCUUAAUGAAAUUGUUGACGAUGUAAUUCAAAACUGUCCCAUCGACGUCAGAAGACCGUUGUAUAAUAAUAUCGUGUUAUCAGGAGGUUCUACUAUGUUCAAAGAUUUCGGUAGAAGGCUGCAACGCGACAUCAAAAAGAUCGUUGAUACACGUCUUAAGCUUAGCGAAACACUAAGUGGCAGUCAUAUUACGCCAAAACCGAUAGACGUCCGUGUGAUAUCACAUCACAAGCAGCGUUGCGCAGUGUGGUAUGGUGGUGCACUACUAGCCAGUGAUCCAGAAUUCUAUACAGUCUGUCAUACAAAGAAAGCUUAUCAAGAGUAUGGUCCUGGAAUUUGUCGUUUUAAUCCCGUUUUUCACAGUAUGGUGUAAGGGAUAUAAUAAAUGAAAUAAAUAUGUCGAUUGAGAAAUCAUUCUUAAUGAAUAUUUUCAACCGUGAAAUGUUGCAAAAUUUUGAUAAUUUAUUAUUUGUCUUAAGUGAUACUAAAUACAAGAUUAAAAAUUUUAGUUUGUUUAUAAAGAGACAGUUUCUCAUACUUACAAAACCAUGUGAAAAAGCAAAUUUAUGAAUCUACAAUCACACUAUGAGUAUUAAUGUAAUAUUUGCUGACCUUUUUUAUAUGUAAUACAACAAUAAUAUGUGGUUUAUAUACAAUGUGUAA
Harpegnathos saltator (Jerdon's jumping ant) is the source of this 1684-nucleotide messenger RNA. RefSeq names its product Actin-related protein 3 (gene Arp3). The record is from RefSeq and is a predicted model, not a curated record. The coding region runs from base 141 to 1394 and encodes 417 amino acids. The transcript has 7 exons. NCBI's taxonomy places the organism in Eukaryota, Metazoa, Arthropoda, Insecta, Hymenoptera, Formicidae.